AGGGCAGCUCUCAGUUGUAGCAACGCUUCCUCUUCCUUCCCUUCCUUCCCCUCCCCCCCCAUCCUUCCCCAUUCCCAUUCCCAUUCCCAUUCCCAACCCCAUCCCCAUCCCCAUCCCACCCCUAGGCUUUUCAAGACUUUUCAAGACUGCCAAUUUUUUUCCCUACUGUUGAAACUAGGAGGGGUAACUGUUCUCAACGCGAUUAUGAUGUCGUUGUUGUUCUUGCUGCUGCUAAUGCUGUUGAUGCUACUCUUAGUGCUGCUACUUUCUGAAGGGGAGGGAACAGACGUAGGAGGACAAGGAUAUUGAGAUGAACUCCUAAUAUCUACGGGAAUCGACCCCGGAACCUGGAUCCAGAAGCUACUGUGGUGCAGAAAAGCAUGACUCGAAUCUUGAUACCGAGGAGAGUCACCUCUUAUACCUUACAAAGCAAGAGCCACUAAAAUUCAGAGCAUGGGAACAGAAGUCCAAGUCAGAAACAUUCAAGUGGAACUUUUCCCUCCAACUCCCUAAAUUUAGAUUCUUCUCCCCUAUUUCAAGUACUGUGUUUGGGGAGAAAACCCCAUGGCCUUUAUUAAGCACCAGAGAAGCAAGUUUUAUUUUACAGUUUAGCAAUUGGUUCAGUUUAUAGGAAGGAACAGAAAGUCAGUGUGUUUCGACCCGUUCUCCACCUCCUCACACCUAUGCCUUCAGUUUUAGCGAGAACAGCUGAAGUUGAAGAGUAAAGAGGAUGAGGAGAACUAGAGGGACUAGGUCUUUAAUGUGAAAAGAAAACGUUACAAAUUGCCAGCUCAAUAUCCCUAAAUGCUAUCUUAGGACACAUUGGGAGAUACUUCUCCCCAAAAGUACUUCUAAACAGAAAAAAAGUUGCUAAAUCUGAGAUCCUGUGAAAUCCUAACGUGAAAACUUUGGCAUGAAACUAGAGGAGAAAGCAGAUGUUACUUCAAAAUCUAAUUCAAAUCCCUCUUAAGGGUCUUCCUCACAUAACUCAGCAAAUCUCCGCUCCAACUACUUAAAUCAAUGGAAUGAACAAGACAUCAAUAAGAGUGGACAAUGUCCCAGGAAUCCCUCUCUGACUAAUACAGAUGGCUUUGGGGGUUCCAAGAUGAGCAUAUAUGAAGGCUUAACUUCACAGCAAAGUUCCAAUGGUCCUGUAAAGAAGUCUAUGCGUGAGAAGGCUGUUGAGAGGAGAAAUGUUAACAAAGAGCAUAACAGUAACUUUAAAGCUGGAUAUAUUCCAAUUGAUGAAGAUAGACUCCAUAAAACUGGCCUGAGGGGGAGAAAGGGCAAUUUAGCCAUCUGUGUGAUUGUUCUUCUUUUUAUCUUGGCUGUCAUCAACUUAAUUAUAACACUGGUUAUCUGGGCUGUGAUCCGAAUUGGACCCAAUGGCUGUGACAGUAUGGAAUUCCAUGAGAGUGGUUUGCUUCGAUUUAAACAAGUAUCUGAUAUGGGAGUUAUACAUCCUCUUUAUAAGAGCACAGUAGGAGGCAGACGUAAUGAAAAUUUGGUUAUCACUGGCAAUAACCAACCAAUUGUUUUUCAGCAAGGAACAACGAAACUCAGUGUAGAAAAGAACAAAACUUCUAUUACAAGUGACAUUGGCAUGCAGUUUUUUGACCCAAGGACUCAAAAUAUUUUAUUCAGUACAGACUAUGAAACCCACGAAUUUCAUUUGCCAAGUGGAGUAAAGAGUUUGAAUGUACAAAAAGCAUCUACUGAAAGGAUUACCAGUAAUGCAACCAGUGAUUUAAAUAUAAAAGUUGAUGGGCGUGCCAUUGUCCGAGGGAAUGAAGGUGUAUUCAUUAUGGGCAAGACCAUUGAAUUUCACGUGGGUGGUAAUAUGGAAUUAAAAGCUGAACACAGCAUCAUCCUAAAUGGAUCUGUGAUGGUCAGCACCUCUCGCCUACCAAGUUCUUCCUUUGGAGAUCAGUUAAACAAUGGUGACUGGGUACGCUACAAGCUCUGUAUGUGUGCAGAUGGAACUCUGUUCAAAGUACAAGUGACAGGCCAAAAUAUGGGCUGCCAAAUCUCAGACAAUCCUUGUGGAAACACACAUUAGAUGAGCUAAGGAGAGAGAAAAGUCAUCAGUGUGUUUAUACUUGUCUUUACAUUUUUUUAAGUGUAUGCAUGCAACCCAUUGUUUUUACAGAGUUUGUGAUAAUGCAUUGUAGUUAUUUUAACUGCCUAGCAUUAAUAUAUCUGGUAUAUAACCUCUACAUUUAAAGUAUUCUGAAUGAAAAUAGCCAGAACCUUAAAAUUUUCCAUUAGAUUACACUGUGCUGGGUAUCAGACAAAUCUAUUUUUUAAAUAUUAUGAGAAACGAAUAAAAUCAAAAUGAAACAUUUUCAAGAAAUGUUUUUUAAACACCAUUUCUUGUCCAUAGAACAAAGGGCUGGUUUAGCUGUUAGAUUCAAUAUAAGUAAGCUUUUGAUAAUUAUGAGGACUGACCACUCAUCAAAUUAUUAAAAAGAUAUACAAUCUAAUAUAAAUAUAUUUUUUAAAUCUGGAAAAAUUAAAAUUACAUUUAUAGAUUAUCUGUGGUUUGGGCUUCUAAGAAUAAUGACUUUGAAAUUUCAUACUGAAUUAGUCUUGGCCAGAGUCUCUCUUACAUGUCAGUGAGAUCAUGGGAAUUUUAAACACAUGUUAUAUGUACUAAGAAAAUAGAAUCCUAGUUAGAAGUCCUGAAGAAAAUAUUUUGUGACACCAAAUUUUUACUUAAAAGUACUGUUGAGUAUAACUAUACUAUCAUUUAAUACUAAUGAGUAUUUAAUGUUUUCAUUCUGGUAGUACUGCAUGAAUAGUAUAAGCAAACAUUUUCAUAUCUAAUCUGAAGCUCUAAGAAGAUGAAAAAGAAAGUAUUUGGUCCUCAAAAGACCAAUUCAUGCUAAUCUCUUAAGUUGUUUUUUUGUUUGUUUUUUUAAGAAUACAAAAUGUAUUUACUAGAACAGAAGAGAUAGUAAGUAAAUUUCAAGUCUGUCAAGAGAAUUUGACUAGUCAUUACCAAAUUUAAAAACCAGAAAUAAGCUGGUUCCAAAGCACUGCACUAAAAUAAGCCCUAUACAGUUAGCUGUUUUCUUCAUUAUUUUUAAGUUAAAGUAGGAUUACAGUUCUUUUCUUGACAUGCCCCUCUACUCCCCCUUCUACCAACAGUUUGUGUUUAACACAUUUCAUACUUAUACUAUUAUUAUUUUGUUAAAUAUUAUUUACAUAUAGGCUAAACAAAUUCCUUUAAGGAUUCCUUAAAGUCAGUUAUUGGCCUGCUAUUGAAAAGUCCUCAGUGAUAAACCACAGGCUCUACCUAUUUCUUUUUUAUCCAGGAAAUAGGUUUAAACUUACAUUUAUAUAGUGUUUUAAUCUAGCAAGUAUUUUUUUUAAUUGUGUAGACAAGGAAGUCUAAAAAAGGCAAUUAAUAUUUUAUAGUGUUACUGUGUAUAUGUAAAUAGCAUUGAAACUAAAUAUUUGUCAAAAUCUAAAUAUUACCUUGGAUUCAUUAAAUUUAAUCGAAAUAACUAUUGAAUCCUUUCCUAAUCCUGAAAGAUGCACUUUAAAUAUUGAUGACAAAAUUGUGGCCUCUAUUAAUUAUUGCAUCUGUUUUGCUAGCACUUUGUCCUUCCACAUAUACUCCAAUUGGAAAUCUCAUUCAGUUCAAGUUUCCCCUAAUGAUUCUUUCUGCAUAUUUGUGUGCUCUAUUCAGAUUAAGUUAUUUUACAUAAACUGUAGAUAACAGUUUGUUACAUACUAUUUAUUAAAUAUUCAAAAAUUAUUAUUUUUUAUUGGUCAUUUGUGUUUUUUGUUUAUAUGUGCAUGUGUAUAUAUACAAAUGUAUAUAUAUAUGUGCUCACCCCCACCCGAAGUACUUUUGACUAGAUAGGAUCAUUUGGGCCAGUUGACAGAAUUAUUUCAAAGGUUUAGCAUCUUUAUAAGACUUUAUAAGACUCUUUAAGUAAGCAGUCCUUGUGCUACAAUGCAUUCUUAUAAACAGCAUAGGAAAACUAAACAGCAAAAAAAGGGGAAGGGAAGGGGGGAAUCAUAACGUUCAUGCAGCUUUAAAUAUAAAUUUGUCAUUACUAGCCCUUAACACCAGAUGGUGCUUGACUAUUCCUGAAGCCAAGUUCAUGCAAUCCUAGGUUUAGCUUUAUAAGGGACACCCAAAAAGGAAUCCCCUCUAAUAAUGCCCUUCCUCAGUGGUCAUCAGGCCUCUACUUAAAGAGCUCCAGUGAAGGGAAAUCACCUACCUCCAGAGACAGCCCAUCCACUUGGGAACAGCCUUCUUAACUAGGAUAUUUCCCUUCUUUUGAUUCUAAACCUUCCUCUCCCAGAAUGGGUAAAGUUCUGAAACCCAGCAGUGAACUUCAACAGUAUUUAGAAUAAGCAGUUGAUCCAUGACAUGACCAUGUUAUGUUGGAAAGAGCACUGGGUUUGGAGUCAAAGAAUCUGGGCUUAAUCCCAGCCCUGCCAUAUAAUAAUUCUGUGAUCUUGGGCAAGUCACACUUCUUUUUAGUCUCAUCAAUAAAAUGAGGGAUUUGGACCCUUUUGCUCUAAAUCUAUGAUGCUAUGAGAUGCGUGAACUUCCUAUGCAUAACUUGCUGGUCUACACAUUUUAAGAUAUAUAUUUGUAUUAUUUCAUUAUAAUUUGUAUUGUAAUUAUUUACAGUAAUUAUUGUUGCCCAUUAGUAAUUAAAUUCAUCUUAGGAGGUGAGAGUUCAGUGGUGCUAAACAUGACACUAAAGAGACCAUUGUACCUUUGAAAUGCUGAUAAUUUGUAAUCUGUUUCAAAGAUGUUGGUGUUUACCAAUUCUGCCAUACAAAAAAUAAUUCUAUAAAUCUGUUCCAGAUUGCUAACUUUAGUUGAUGUAACAUGUUAAUGACAUCUGUUUACAAUAAAGAUGAUAUAAAUACA
This is a messenger RNA of Monodelphis domestica (gray short-tailed opossum), 4900 nucleotides long. It is a transcript of the gene SGCB, whose product is annotated as sarcoglycan beta. NCBI's taxonomy places the organism in Eukaryota, Metazoa, Chordata, Mammalia, Didelphimorphia, Didelphidae. Gene Ontology annotation, biological process: muscle organ development. The record is from RefSeq and is a predicted model, not a curated record. Gene Ontology annotation, cellular component: sarcoglycan complex; sarcolemma.